CUCUGUUCGACGUUUCGCAAAUAGAAUGAAACGGUCUCCUUAGAAUGCAAAACAAGUGUCUUCGGCGUGAUAAGAGCGGCAAUCAAACGAUUUCAUUAUUUGGAGACACAAUUACCAGUUGGAAAAGUAUGCCCUAGGAGCAGUCGCUGGAGAGGCUACGUAGUCAUCGUUACCAGCGAUAUGCAGAAGCAAGAGGAGGUGCUGUCGCGCCUGCGCCAGAUACUAAACAUAUUUUUGCGCGAUAACUUUUCCACAACCAACAAUGUUUACUUUGAGAAGCUCCUCACGAAUUUGCAGGCCAAGGAGAAUGCAUAUGUGCUGCAGGCUCCUUUUGUGGUCGACUGGGUGGACAAGUGCAUGACCAUGGUUAUGGAGGACUUCGACAAAGUUCACCCGAAAGUGGUAUCUUUUAUGCUCAAUCUGACCAGCUAUCUGGCGGCCAAUGAAUGGAUGAUCCUGCGGUUGCGGGAGUUGGACAUUGUUAACAGAACAAUAAAAUUCUUACAAAUGGAUCGGUCCUACAGCCCCUCAAUUAAAUUGGGGGGCAUCAGACUUAUGAAGGGGAUCGUGGUAUAUAGCAUGGGGCUGGCUUUCCUGCGUAUUCAUCGAGCAUGGAAACUACUCAUCCAGUACUCGAACAAUGAUCACACCGUGUAUGUGGUGCGGGAGGCCAGGGAACUGCUCUUCGAGAUGCUGUACAAAUUUUGCGAUAAGCUUCAUGAUAAGGCGGUCACCCUGGAGUUGCUGGCCGAGAUCAUGAAGCCGAUUCACGAUAACCUGUAUAAGAUCCAUGAUGGAGAGGGUGAAGUGACUGCGAUCCACAUAAAGGUGGACGACAACGAUCUGCUGCACAAGAUCUCAGCGACCCUGGACCUACUCUCCUAUAUCCUGCAACAGACGCUGCUGCUGGAGGAGAGAACCAAUUUAGUGGCCUUACUUAAGGAGUACCACGAGUUCGAUUUUACAAUUUGGAAACUCAUCGAUAUGACGCACAAUCCAUACUUUAUUGAGAAGAUCUUCACCACGUUAAGUAGCUACAAUUUCGCACUGCUGAUGCACGAGAAGCUCCUAAAUCCAGAAGCCACCGAACCGCCGGAGGAGUUCACUGAAUUCGGGCUGUCAUUUUUCAACCUCAUGAAGUUCUGUAUCACCCGCAAGGAUGGAUUAAGUUUCGUAAAGCUGGCGGAGUUAAAUCACGUUCUAUGGAAGAAGCUAGGUACGAGAGCGCCGAAGGAAAUUGUCAUCCAGCAGGAGCGUGUCACAUUCGAGAAUCAGCUUAUUUGCUUCCAUAUGCUGCCGCUGCUCUUCUCCAUGAAGUACGCAAAAACAAUGGAGGCAGAAAACAAGGUGGAACUGUUCGACGCCUAUGUCGUGAAGCUCUUAGAGAUCUCCUGUGAGCAGACUUUGCGCCUGUGCUACAGCAUGCGCGACGCCUUCUUCACUCCAGACGGCAUGGGCUUGUCGUUGGUGACCCCCGGCUUGGCCAACAAAUGCAUUCACAGUUUGCUGUCAUUGGAGAAGGUGCUGGAUCGUGAACAGGCCGUCACCGUGUGCCAGGCUCUGUUGUAUGUGCUACGGGAAGCUGUGGCCAUGAAUGCCAUUACGAACGACUCUCAGGAUGACUGCCACAGUGUGAGCAGCGCUGGCAGCACCUACCUGGAAUUGUAUCCUCGUGGCACCGAACUGGUCGUCAAUGAUCCACAAGUUCUGCACUCCGUCAUGGUUGGCCUGCGCACCCUGAUAGAGCGGUUCAAAAUAACAUGGAAGGAGUCUGUGGAGACUAUUGGCCUAGUCAACUGCCUAGCUUUCGUUUUAGAAAACACCAACAUGGAUGCCAGAUGUACGGUUCAGGCCUUGAAGCUGGUCCAGCUGGCUGUGGAGCACUUUCUUUCCCCGAACAUGGCGCUGCUGGUAGAUAACCUGCAGGGCUCAGCUUUAGUUUGUUUGGGCCCCAUUAUCGUUAAGCGGAUGCACGACACAAUGUGGGAGGUGCGUGACACCACAUUGGAACUGACCACCUCCAUUGCUAGCAUCUCCCGCGUCAAAUUUCCCGCCUUCCAACGGUUUCUAAUCGACUCGCAGAUACCUCCAAUUGUCUACGAAAUGGCGAAAAACGAUGCAGAGCGCUAUGUACGAGCGUCCGCCUUCAAGUGCCUGGCGGAAAUGGUCUCUAUAAACCUUUUAUGGGAGAAUGGUCUAAGUCAACUGGAUCUUGUGGAUCAUUUACUUUAUGUGAUGUAUCGGGAGAACGAUGAUAUUGUUCGCGCCGAAGCUCUUAUAACUCUUAGAAAGAUUUAUGAGCACCGGAAAAUCCAUCACAAGUACAAGAACACACUAUUCUCCACGCUUAACUAUUGUGUUGUUGGGGACCACCACACCGAAGUGAAAAUGAAUGCGUUGGAGUUCUGGAGGAGAGAGUUCUACCGUCAGUUCACCAACCAAGGCAUGAUAGACGGAGUCUUUCCCACAGUUACCUUCUCCAAGGAGCAGAAAAAGAUUGUCACACUGACAGAAAAGGAGAUCCAGACUAGUAUCGCCAAGGUUUUUGGUGAGGUGCAGCAGUACGGAUACUUUGGUAUAUUACUCAAGUGUCUACGGGAAGAGACCUCUAAAGAGGUGCUGGAAUUUCUCAUUAAGGGAGUAACUAUAAUGAUGGAGAAAUUUGAGAGAUACAAGGGUAUACUGGAGGAAAUUGAAAUGCGAUCGCCCCUGGAUAUGGAACAUUCCUCGUUUAAUUUCCCAUCAGAAGAGCCGACACCACCACCCCAGCAGUCAGAAACCAAACCUCCAAUCAAUCCCAGCGAAGCGGAUGAGAUUAUCGAGGCGAUUCUCAAUUCGCAGGACCUCCAGCUUUUGGAGAAGGCGUUCGAGACUCAAAUGCAGCUUAAUGCAGAUGAGAAACCUUCGGAAAAACGGCAUAUAGACGAGUUCUACUAUAAGCAGUUUGCUAUACCCUUGCGACAGUUUUUUGCGGAGCUGAAGGCUAUCAACCCGGAUCAAAUUCUGAAACAACAAAAGGAGUGGUUCGAGUGCGAGGAGAGCUUCACAUCGCUUCUGGAUGAUAUACUGAGCGCGAUAAAACGAGAUGAUGAGAAUAUGAUCUCGGAUUGCUAUUAAUCCGAGGCUAAGCCUAUUUAAAGUCACUGUGAAGUAAAGUGUUUUUUCCUAACCAGAAACUAUUUUUGAUAAAUUUGUAUGAGAUUUUAUUCCACAUCCAAACAAUAAAAAAAAAUUAAAUUAA
This is a messenger RNA of Drosophila ananassae, 3241 nucleotides long. RefSeq lists its product as uncharacterized. Gene Ontology annotation, cellular component: nucleus. The coding region runs from base 181 to 3117 and encodes 978 amino acids. NCBI's taxonomy places the organism in Eukaryota, Metazoa, Arthropoda, Insecta, Diptera, Drosophilidae. Gene Ontology annotation, biological process: cell population proliferation; positive regulation of protein phosphorylation; DNA damage response. The transcript is spliced from 6 exons. The record is from RefSeq and is a predicted model, not a curated record.